GGGGCACCUCGCGGCCAGAAAGUGAGUCGCAGGUGUCGCUGCCUUUGAAGAGCAACUAACUUCUCCGGCUUCUGUGCGCGCCUGCCUCUGUAGAGCCAGGAGAAGAGAACCCUGUGCCCGGUCGCCACCAUGCAGUCUUGUGUCCAGUGGUGGGGGCGGCUUGUGGGUCGGGGAGCCCACUGCAGCGCUUUAGGGGGCAAGAAGCCGCCAGGCCGAUGGGGACACCGGGAUCAGCAGAGACUGGCUGGCGUGAGGAGCAGCAGCAGCAGCAGCAGCAGCAGUAGCAGUGGUUGUACCAUCGGGAAAAGUGCCGCCGCCGCUGCCCCGAGCACCUCUAGGCACAUCGAGAGGCUCCUGCCCAGGCACGACGACUUCUCCGAGCGGCACAUCGGCCCGGGGGAAAAAGGGAAGCGAGAGAUGCUACAGACCGUGGAGCUGUCGAGUAUCGACGAGUUGAUCGAUAAAACAAUUCCUGCUAAUAUCCGCUUGCAAAGGCCUCUGAAGAUGGAUGACCAUAUUUGUGAGAAUGAAAUUCUUGAAACUUUACACAGUAUUGCCAACAUGAACAAGAUCUGGAGAUCUUAUAUCGGGAUGGGUUAUUACAACUGUUCAGUCCCUCAAGCCAUUGUGAGGAACAUGCUGGAGAAUGCAGGAUGGGUUACUCAGUAUACUCCAUACCAACCAGAAGUAUCCCAAGGCAGGCUGGAAAGUUUGUUAAAUUAUCAGACGAUGGUGUGUGACAUCACAGGAAUGGAUGUAUCCAAUGCCUCUUUACUGGAUGAAGGAACUGCUGCGGCAGAAGCUAUGCAACUGUGUCACAGGCAUAAUAAGCGGAGGAAGUUUUACGUCGACAUCAGAUGCCAUCCCCAGACAAUAGCAGUGGUGCAGACUAGAGCAAAUUACACUGGCAUUAAUGUUGAGCUGAAGUUGCCUCAUGAGAUGGACUUCAGUGGUAAAGAUGUCAGUGGAGUAUUGUUCCAGUACCCAGAUACUGAGGGAAAGGUGGAAGACUUCACUGGACUUGUUGAUCGAGCCCACCAGAAUGGGACUCUUGUCUGCUGUGCUACCGACCUGCUAGCUCUGUGCAUCCUGAGACCUCCAGGAGAGUUUGGUGUUGAUGUUGCACUGGGUAGCUCCCAGAGGUUUGGGGUGCCUCUUUAUUAUGGAGGACCACAUGCCGCCUUUUUUGCUGUCAAGGAGAAUCUGGUGCGAAUGAUGCCUGGAAGGAUGGUGGGAGUUACAAGGGAUGCUAAUGGAAAAGAAGUAUAUCGACUUGCAUUACAAACCAGAGAACAGCAUAUCAGAAGGGAUAAGGCUACAAGCAACAUAUGUACUGCGCAGGCACUUCUGGCUAAUAUGGCUGCUAUGUUCGGAGUCUAUCAUGGUGCUAAUGGAUUAAAGCACAUUGCCAGGAGGUUGCAUAAUGCCACUCUGAUCUUAGCUGAAGGUCUGAAGAGAGCUGGUCAUAAACUUCAACAUGACCUAUUUUUUGAUACCUUGAAAAUCCAGUGUGGAUGUGGAGUCCAAGAAGUCUUGCACAGGGCAGCCCAGAGGCAGAUAAACCUGCGGAUUUACAAUGAUGGUACACUUGGAGUAUCUCUUGAUGAAACUGUAUCUGAGAAAGACCUAGAUGACCUGUUAUGGAUCUUUGGAUGUGAAUCUUCAGCCGAACUGGUUGCUGAGAGCAUGGGUGGAGAAGCAAGGGGCAUUUUUGGUACUGCAUUUAAGAGAACAUCAAAAUUCCUAACACAUAAAGUAUUCAACAGCUAUCACUCUGAAACAAAUAUUGUCCGGUAUAUGAAAAGAUUAGAAAACAAAGAUAUUUCCCUAGUUCACAGCAUGAUUCCUUUGGGAUCCUGUACAAUGAAGUUGAAUAGUUCAUCGGAACUUACACCUAUUACAUGGAAGGAAUUUGCAAAUAUUCACCCCUUUGUACCUCUAGAUCAGGCUCAAGGAUACCAGCAGCUUUUCAGGGAACUUGAGAAGGAUCUGUGUGAGAUCACAGGAUAUGACAAAAUUUCCUUUCAACCAAACAGCGGAGCUCAAGGAGAAUAUGCUGGACUUGCUGCAAUCAAGGCUUAUUUAAAUUCAAAAGGAGAAUGGCACAGAAGUGUUUGUCUUAUUCCUAAAUCUGCACAUGGUACCAACCCAGCAAGUGCUCAGAUGGCAGGGAUGAAGAUUCAGCCAGUGGAAGUAGAUAAAAAUGGAAGCAUUGAUGUUGGUCAUCUAAAGGCUAUGGUGGAUAAGCACAAGGAAAACCUAGCAGCUAUCAUGAUCACAUACCCAUCCACUAAUGGUGUCUUUGAAGAGGGUAUUAGCGAUGUGUGUGACUUGAUUCACAAACAUGGAGGCCAAGUUUACCUAGAUGGAGCAAAUAUGAAUGCUCAGGUUGGCCUGUGCCGUCCUGGAGACUAUGGGUCAGAUGUCUCUCAUUUAAACCUUCACAAAACUUUUUGCAUUCCUCAUGGAGGAGGAGGACCUGGAAUGGGACCGAUUGGAGUGAAGAAGCAUUUGGCUCCCUUCCUGCCUAGCCACCCUGUCAUUGCAUUACAACAUAAGGAUUCCAGUCCAUUGGGAACAAUCAGUGCUGCCCCUUGGGGAUCCAGUGCUAUAUUGCCUAUUUCCUGGGCUUACAUCAAGAUGAUGGGAGGAAAAGGCCUUAAGCACGCAUCUGAGAUUGCAAUACUAAAUGCUAACUACAUGGCAAAGAGGCUAGAGAAGCACUACAAAGUCCUUUUUAGAGGAGCCAGAGGUUAUGUAGCUCACGAAUUUAUUUUGGACACCCGUCCUUUCAAGAAAACAGCCAAUAUUGAAGCUGUGGAUGUUGCAAAACGGCUUCAGGAUUAUGGAUUCCAUGCUCCAACAAUGUCCUGGCCAGUGGCAGGGACUCUUAUGAUUGAACCAACAGAGUCUGAAGACAAGGCAGAACUAGACAGAUUUUGUGAUGCAAUGAUCAACAUUCGACAAGAAAUUGCUGAUAUAGAGGAAGGAAGGAUGGAUUCUCGAGUUAACCCAUUAAAGAUGUCACCACAUACCUUGUCCUGUAUUGCUGCUCCUAACUGGGAUCGUCCUUACUCUAGAGAAGUAGCUGUUUUCCCACUCCCAUUUGUAAAACCUGAAAAUAAAUUCUGGCCCACAAUUGCUCGAAUAGAUGACAUCUAUGGAGAUCAGCAUCUGGUUUGUACCUGCCCACCAAUGGAAGUCUAUGAGUCUCCUUUUGCUGAACAGAAGAGAGCAUCAUCUUAGAGCCAGCCUCCCAUCGAAUUUACUGUGCUGUUGUUUUUAAGGUGACUAGGCUCCAUCUUCCUUGCUACACUUCAGUCAGGACGGGCUCUUCUAGCCUAGUGAACAAAAUUUUUAUACAGUGUAUAUUUUUGUAAUCUCCAUACUGUUAAUUAAAUUUCUGUGCAGCUAUAUGUAAAUAUACUUCAGAUGGAAACAAACUGACUUGAUGCAGUGCCUCAGUUUCCAGUGCAGUCCGUGCUGAAGUGGCCUUGAUUUAACAUUCUUUGUUUGAUUCAGGACCAAGGCUGCUUUUCCGUGAUAAGGAUCUCUAAACAUAGAAAUGUAUGAAAACAGCUAGAACAUUUUUUGUUUAAACUGUGUCGUGACAGUGCUUCUGCUCUUUAAAGUGUUCUGUGGUACAGAGCAAGCCCAUUGUAUUUUGAAUAAAGUCUAUACUGCUGGA
Molecule: messenger RNA, 3688 nt
Organism: Rhineura floridana
Lineage: Eukaryota; Metazoa; Chordata; Lepidosauria; Squamata; Rhineuridae
Gene: GLDC
Product: glycine decarboxylase
Exons: 25
Coding region: 130-3246 (1038 amino acids)
Biological process (GO): glycine decarboxylation via glycine cleavage system
Cellular component (GO): glycine cleavage complex; mitochondrion
Molecular function (GO): lyase activity; glycine dehydrogenase (decarboxylating) activity; pyridoxal phosphate binding
Source: RefSeq, a predicted model, not a curated record